AUGAAAUCGUUUUCAGAGACGUCUCCUACUACACGCAAGAAGCUGAUAGCGCUUGUGGCAGCGUUCUUUGCUAGUCUGGCAUGCGGUACUAAUUAUGUGUACUCGACGUAUUCGACUCAAUUGGCCGAUCGAAUCGGUAUGACGGCGACCCAGUCGUCGAUUCUCGGUAUGGCUGGCCAGAUUGGCUUGUCGUUAUUUGGGCCUGUUACGGGUCUUAUAAUUGAUAGGUAUCCUCCUAUGUUUCCUAUUGUAAUGGGCGGGAUCUUUAUUUCUACUGGUUAUCGCACCAUGUAUACUUCAUAUGUCGAUGCCAAUGACAAUUUCACUCUGUUGGUCCUCGCUUAUGGAUUAGCUGGUCUUGGAAAUACUCUUGUUUUUAACACCUCGGUGCGGACCAGUGCUAUUAAUUGGCCAAAUAGAAGAGGUACUGCCACUUCUUUGCCAAUGUCAGCGUUUGGUUUGUCUGCAUUAUUCUUUUCCAGUGUAGCGGGAAUCAUUUUUCCGGGUGACACCCAGGGAUUCUUGGAACUUCUUAGUAUGCUAACUGGAGGGCUUGUUCUUCUUUGUUUCCCGUUUAUUCGUGUGCAUAGAAAGAGAAAACCUCCUGCUGCUGCUACUGUUUCAAGAGGUCGUCAUGGAUAUACAGAGAUUGGAGAUGGUCAUGGUAGUACGGGCCAUGGUGGUGAGGAUGAUGGUCCUUCGCAUUUUAGUAUAGCACAGCCGUCUUCUCCUAUUCAAUCUGAUGAGGAUGACGACGAGUUUGACGAUGGUUAUGUUGAUGAGAGCAUUAUUGAAGGUGAUGAAGAGAGCCAGGGUCGAGAGUUACAAGAAGAGUAUCGUCAUAGCUCUGAAUCGACUGUUGGUAAAGACGGUGUAUUAACCAGUACUAACCAGUCUACUUCUUUACUAAGUGAUGACUCGCUGUCUGGAAAUAGCACUGAUUAUGCUUCCCACAGGAAUAGCGAUGUCGAUGGUGCUGGUACUACUACUGCUAGCGAUGCUGGCACCAAAAAUGGUGCUGCGAGCUCGUCUGCUGGUAGCACUACUGCUCAUGUUCACGGUCAUUAUCAUACCCAUGAACAACCUGGACGCAUUCCUGGCUCACCAGCUAUCCCACCGCAUGUUUUCAGCUCGGAUCUGCGACCAACCACGUCUCCUUUCAACCGGUCUUCGUCACCGAAUUUCGGCAGCCGGUUACGUCCUACCAACUCAUCUCAAACUGCAUUUAGUACCAAUAUCUUUCCAACUGUAUCUUCUACUUCUCGCAUUCACCAUCAUGGCCAUGGCAAACAUCCUCACCAGGACGUGGGUAUCAAACUACUGUUCCGACGGGAUUUCUGGGAGUACUUUUUCCUUCUCGGAUUUGUGUCAGGAGUGGGCCAAAUGUACAUUUACUCAUGUGGCUACUGUGUACGAGCUCUAGUCCAUUACAGCAAUCCUGAAUUUUCUCCUGGAAAAGUCCAGUCUUUGCAAGCGUUACAAGUUGCACUCAUCUCGUCCAUGAACUUUUUGGGUCGUAUUACUUCUGGAUCCGCUUCUGACUGGUUAGUACACAAACUGAAUGUCCAACGAUUGUGGGUGCUAGUGGUCGCACUCACUAUCGGAUUGUUUGGCCAUAUUCUUGCCAUUUACCUGACCAACCCCAUGCUGAUGUGGAUCGUGUCGCUCUCAAUUGGCCUGUCAUACGGUCUCGUGUUCGGCGUGUAUCCAUCUAUUGUCAGCGAGUCGUUUGGUCUCAAGCAUUUCUCACAAAAUUGGGGCUACGUGGCCAGCUCGCCUGUCUUCUCCUCCUACUUCCUGAACCUCAUGUUUGGCAAGAUCUUCGACGCCAACAGCUCAACUAAAGUAGAAGGCAGUGCGGCCCACAUUUGUCUCAAAGGACCCGGCUGCUAUUCACUCGCCUUUACCAUCACCUCAUGUGUGUCGGUCGUCGGCAUCGCUCUUGCAUUGUUCAUGAUUUACACCCGAAAGGACUCCAAACCCCACGAACUCGGUGAGGAGGAGCACUUCUAA
Messenger RNA from Sugiyamaella lignohabitans, 2013 nucleotides. RefSeq lists its product as uncharacterized. Lineage: Eukaryota; Fungi; Ascomycota; Dipodascomycetes; Dipodascales; Trichomonascaceae. The record is from RefSeq and is a predicted model, not a curated record. The coding region runs from base 1 to 2013 and encodes 670 amino acids. The transcript has a single exon. Gene Ontology annotation, cellular component: membrane.